UUAAAAGUGUAUUAUUCAGAACGUAAUUUCUCUACAUUGAUUUUUAGUUGGUAGAAUACUAUUAUUAGGAGGUAGAGAGAAGCUUUGAGUAAUAUGAAAUUGGAGAAAGUUCUUUAGAAUUUACACGUGUAUCAAAGGAUAUUAUUUAGUUAAAGAUAAUGUCAGCUAUCAGUGAUAGCAACUUGGGGAAUGAUAAUGCUGCUGGAAGUAGCGGGGGAACAGGUGAAUGUAGUAGUAGAACAAGUAAACCACAUUAUUCGACGAAUGUUCUCCAUAGGAUUAGCGGUGCACUUGAAGAUAAAAAUAACGAUUAUCUGUGUCCUAUUUGUUUUGAGGUAAUCGACGAAGCUCAUAUCACACGUUGCGGUCAUACAUUUUGUUAUCGUUGUAUAGUUAAAUCAUUGGAAGCGAAUGGCCACUGUCCGAAAUGUAGUUACACGUUAACGCAACAAGAUAUUUUCCCAAACUUUUUGUUACACGAACUAAUAUCAAAAUAUAAGACUAUCCCUCUGUACGAUGGAUUAAAAGAUAUUGUGACUGCAGAAAGCGCUAAUUUAACAUUACCGGAUGUAAAUGUAAUGUUGGAGGUAUUAACGCAAAGAAAACAUUUGCUUGAAGCAGAAACAUGCGCGGCGCAAAACAAAUUGCUGCAUGAAUUUUUGAAGCACUUAUUGCAACAAAAGGAGGAACAAAAGAAUCAAUUACAAAAGGAGAUAGUAUUAAUUAAAAGAGAUAUGGAGGAAGUCGAGAAUAUCUUAAGGAAUGUUCAAAGUAAGUGUCCUAGAAUCGAAGACUUGAAGAAAUCAAGUGAAAACGACACAGCUCAGGUGUCAGCUAUUAGAAGAGAGAUGAUUGGACUUAUAGAUAUAAUAGAUUCAAAUAUGGUCAAGCCAAAUGAAAAGGCGAUUACGGCAGUAAACGAGACGUUUUCUAAUCCUAUGGGAAGUCAGAAGCAAAGUGAAUACACGGCUGGUUCGACUUUGGCUGUACGUAGAAAAAGAAUGCAUGCUCAUUUCGAUGAUUUUGUGCAAUGUUACUUUGACUCCCGUGCUAAAGAGCUGCUUCUUGGGCAUAAACCUCAAGCGCAGAACGAUGUAUGGCAUGGCACGAAUUCAGGAUUGGAUGUUUUCAGAGAAAAUCUUGUUAAAUUUUCCAAAUACAACACGUUACGUUCAUUGGCCACUUUGAACUAUUCAUCAGACAUCUUCAAUAAUUCGACUAUUGUCUCGAGUAUAGAAUUCGAUAAAGACAAUGAAUUCUUCGCGAUAGCUGGCGUUACAAAACGUAUAAAAGUAUUCGAUUACAGCGCUGUAAUUAGGGACACAGUGGACAUUCAUUAUCCUGGCGUGGAAAUGGUUUCUAGCUCUAAAAUAUCGUGUGUCUCGUGGAAUUCUUUCCACAAGGGAAUGUUAGCAUCGUCCGAUUACGAAGGAACUGUGACAGUUUGGGACGCUACAACGGGUCAGAGAACUAAAACAUUUCAAGAACAUGAAAAGAGAUGCUGGUCCGUUGAUUUCAAUGAUGUCGAUACUAGACUCAUAGCAUCGGGUUCGGACGACGCGAGAGUUAAAUUAUGGUCCUUGAAUCAUGAUCAUUCUGUCGCCUCCUUAGAAGCAAAAGCUAAUGUAUGCUGUGUAAAGUUUAAUCCACGUAGUUCGUGUCAUUUGGCAUUCGGAUCGGCGGAUCAUUGUGUCCAUUAUUACGAUCUACGUAAUAUGAAGGAAGCAUUGUGCAUAUUCAAAGGCCACCGUAAAGCUGUUUCGUAUGUUAAAUUUAUUAACAAAGAGGAGAUAGUAUCUGCGAGCACCGAUUCGCAAUUGAAAAUGUGGAACAUCAAUAAUCCGCAUUGUUUACGAUCAUUCCUUGGCCAUGUGAACGAGAAGAAUUUCGUUGGUCUUGCCACUGACGGUGAUUACGUGGCGUGUGGAUCCGAGAAUAAUGCACUAUAUGUAUAUUACAAAGGACUUACCAAGCAAUUAUUCUCUUAUAAAUUCGACGCUGUUCGAAGUAUAUUAGAGAUGCAAGAAAGAAGAGAAGAGGAUCUGAAUGAAUUUGUGUCUGCAGUUUGUUGGAGACAAAUGUCUAAUGUUGUGGUAGCUGCAAAUUCCCAAGGAAUUAUUAAAAUAUUGGAACUGGUUUGAAGAUGAUUAAAGAAUUAAUGUGUAUAUUAUGAAAUUCAUUCGAUUCAAUUACUCGGGCAUAUAAUAACAACGGGAAGCGAAUAUUUAUUCUAAAUGUUGUAGUAAUUUGUUAUGA
Dufourea novaeangliae is the source of this 2256-nucleotide messenger RNA. RefSeq names its product E3 ubiquitin-protein ligase RFWD2-like. Bases 159 to 2141 code for a protein of 660 amino acids. Gene Ontology annotation, molecular function: protein binding; ubiquitin protein ligase activity. The transcript has a single exon. Gene Ontology annotation, biological process: protein ubiquitination; proteasome-mediated ubiquitin-dependent protein catabolic process. Lineage: Eukaryota; Metazoa; Arthropoda; Insecta; Hymenoptera; Halictidae. The record is from RefSeq and is a predicted model, not a curated record.